UUUAUUUUUGCAUAUUCUCUGUCAAUUUCAUCCAUUUUAUGUGAACCAAACAAAUCAUAAAAAAAAAACAUUUAUUUUUCACAUUCUUCAUCUUCAACCUUUCGCCAAUUCAGUAACCCCUCAAAAACCCUAGAUCAAACGAAUCCACCACCGUCUCGUAAUUCUCGGUGGCUGAAAUCUCCGUUCUCUGUUUCCGAAAAUUUUGAAUAUCUAGGAAUAUUUUUUUCCGUUGAGAGAGUUCCGAUUUCAAUUGCAGUUUCUAGGGUUUUUUUGGGGUUUAAAAUGGGGAGCAGAAAGCAAGAAGAGAAGAUUGAGAAGAUUAUUAGGGGGCUUAUGAAGCUUCCGCCGAAUCGGAGAUGUAUCAACUGUAAUAGUUUGGGACCUCAGUAUGCAUGUACAACUUUUUGGACCUUCAUUUGCAUAACUUGCAGUGGAAUACAUCGUGAGUUUACUCAUCGUGUGAAGUCUGUGUCAAUGUCGAAGUUCACUUUGCAAGAAGUUGAUGCUCUUCAAAAUGGCGGUAACCAGCGUGCAAGGGAAAUAUAUUUGAAAAAUUGGGACUUCCAAAAACAACGGUUGCCAGAUAGCAGCAACGUUGAUAAAGUAAGGGAGUUCAUAAAGAAUGUAUAUGUAGAUAAACGAUAUGCUGGAAUAAAGUCAUCUGAAAGGCCUCCAAGAGAUGCACAGAGCCCCACAAUUCAUGAUGACGAGAUUAGACGUGCAAGUUCUUAUCAUUCAUAUUCACAAAGUCCUCCAUAUGAUAAUCAAUAUGAGGAUCGGCGCUAUGGAAAGCAAGCAGGGGCUCUGACGAGAAAGCCUGGUUCAGAUAAAAUCCGUUAUGAAGGGAAGAUGUCUAGUAUUAUCUAUAGUCCUGGUCGUUUCAGUGAUCAUGCAAAUGAUGAAAGAUUUGCAAAUGAGGGAUCUGGUCCAAGAAAUUCCGACUUUUCCGUGUCCAGUGGUCAUGAGCAAUUCAAAUCCGAUGUUCAGUCUCCUCAGUUUCGUAAGGACAUUGAGUUUAACAGCCCAUCUCAUAAACGUCCUGGUUCUAGUUCAAGUGAAGAUAUGUGGACUCGAGCAAAAAAUGCAGCUCUCGAAUCUAAUGCCGCUGCCAAGAGAGAUGCAGAUGGAAUUCGUCAUCCACAGAGAACUACAUCAUUGCAACCAACCGACAGCAACUUUUCAACCUUAAGAUCUUACAAUUCUGGCAGUUCAAUUGAUUUUUUCUCGGAAGCUGUCCAAUCUUCAGGGUCCCUUCAAGAUAAUGCAUCAGGAAUUUCACUGCCAUCUGAACCUGCAAGAUCUGUUAGCUUGGAUCUUUCCAAGGCACCAGUAGCAUCAGCUUCAUCUGUUGUUCUUUCUCAAACAGCUGCACCAUCUCAAGCUCCAUUGGGAGAUCUGUUUCAAUUAUCUGACAUGACUGCAGCUACAUCUUUCAAGGGAAAUCAACCUACACAAACAUCCCAAGUCGCAUCUAUUGAUUUCUUUGUGAAGGCUACUGCAACCUCUGAUGCAAAAUCGGUGGAGAUAUCCAUCCCUAAAAAUGAAGGGUGGGCAACAUUUGAUACGCCUCAGUUCACAUCAUCUAAUGCACAAGUGGAAACUCAUGCGGCAGUACCUUUAAGUGCUGAAUCUUUGCAGGAUAGAUUUGAUCCAUUUUCCACCGUGAAUGGUAAUAUGCAAUGGCCAUCUUUUGAAAUUUCUAAUGUUGGUGUAUCUUCUGUUACAUCUGAUGUAUGGCAAGACGGUGUAUGGAAUGCCGUAAAACAAGUUCCUGUUGCGGCUACAGAUACUCAAUCAUGGAAUGCAUUUGAAGAUUCUGGUACACAUUUUCCUGUGGAUGGCAGUAGUCAAGGAUUAAAUUUGCACUAUUUUUCAUCAGAGGUUUCGGGUUUAAGUGCUUCUUCUGAGGGACCCAAUAAAGAUGGAAUCCAAGGUGUUGCUCCUAUUGGAGGUUUUGAUAAUCAUGUCAUCCCAUCACACGGAGAUAUUCAGCCUAAUGGAAUCAGUCGUAAAUCAACUAAUCCAUUCGAUUUUCCCUUUGAUUCUGAUGUAGAGCCGAGCAAUUUGUUCCUUGAUAUGGGCUCUUUGCAAGCUGCUCUUCCAGAUGCCCUCUUACCAGCCACAUUUGGUGGUAUCCCUGAACCCUGGCUCCCUCAAAAUACAGCGACACCAUAUAUUUCCUCUGCUGGUGAAGGUGGUUUAUCAUUCAUGACCGUGCAAACACCAAGUUCCCACUUACAGAACAUCCAAGCACAAGAACCAGUUGCUUCGAUUGGCGGAAAUCCUUUUGCUUAGAAACACUUCUUGUACAUUGUACUAUUGUUUCCUAAUAGAAAUUUGGGUGUAGCCAGUGUUAGGUAGGUACUGAAUGAAGUAAUGUUGAUGUUUUUUAGAUCAAAAUGUAACUCAUUACUUCCACUCGAGGAAGCAUUGCAAUUCAGUCCCCUACUAUAUUCAUGUGAUGAUUUGUAUUACUAAUUGAACACAUAAUAGUUAGAAUUCUUGAUAUUUUGAGAUUGAGGCUAUUAAGGAUAUUUCACAUUAUUCUAUUAA
Molecule: messenger RNA, 2553 nt
Organism: Lathyrus oleraceus (garden pea)
Lineage: Eukaryota; Viridiplantae; Streptophyta; Magnoliopsida; Fabales; Fabaceae
Product: probable ADP-ribosylation factor GTPase-activating protein AGD14
Exons: 13
Coding region: 283-2295 (670 amino acids)
Molecular function (GO): GTPase activator activity
Source: RefSeq, a predicted model, not a curated record